Molecule: messenger RNA, 1203 nt
Organism: Eucalyptus grandis
Lineage: Eukaryota; Viridiplantae; Streptophyta; Magnoliopsida; Myrtales; Myrtaceae
Product: monooxygenase 2
Exons: 5
Coding region: 1-1203 (400 amino acids)
Molecular function (GO): FAD binding
Source: RefSeq, a predicted model, not a curated record
AUGGAGGAGGUCGUGAUCGUCGGAGCAGGCAUCGCGGGGCUGGCGACGGCGGUGGCCCUGAAGAAGGUCGGGGUGCAAGCACUGGUGCUGGAGAGAUCGGAGGGGCUGAGAGCCGUCGGCGCAGCCCUCACCCUCUUCCCCAAUGCCUGGCACGCCCUGGAUGCGCUCGGGAUUUCGGAUAAGCUCACCUCCAUUUACACUCCUUUCUUCAAGGGCUACGUGACCGAUGUGAAGACCAAAGCCAUCCAGGAAGUGCGUUAUGGUGCGAGCAACGGGAACGGAGAUCAACAAAUAGCGGUCAACCGGAAAGUCUUAUCAGAGGUCUUGGCGGAGGAAUUGCCUCCAAACACCAUCCGAUUCUCUUCGAAGCUCACUUCCAUUGAAACCCAAGUGGAGCAAGGCUCAUCUAUUUGUAUCCUCGCGCUUGAAGAUGGAACUAUCAUCAAGUCCAAGGUUGUUAUCGGAUGUGACGGGGUGCAUUCUAGGGUAGCCCGCUGGCUAGGGCUUGGCCCGCCAGUUGAUUCUGGCCGGUCUGCAAUUCGCGGGCUGGCCGUGUACCCACGAGGCCAUGGGUUGAACCAAGAGUUUCAGCAGUUCGUGGAUGUCUCGAAGAGGGCUGGUUUCGUUCCUCUCAACGAUAAGGAGAUCUACUGGUUCUUACUUUGCAAAGUUCCUCCAAAAGAUGCGGACCACGGAGGUGACCCAGAUUCGAUACUAAGAGAAGUGAUUGAUAACUUAGCCGAAGACUUUCCUCCCUUGUACCUCGACGUUGUCGGCCACUCCGACCCUUCCACAUUGACGUGGGGCCCGCUGCUUUUCCGUCAUCCGUGGGACGUCGUCCUUGGGAACCUGGCUCGCGCGAACAUCACGGUGGCCGGAGAUGCCAUGCACCCCAUGACGCCAGAUUUGGGCCAAGGUGCGGGUUCGGCCCUCGAGGAUGCAGUUGUGUUGGGUCGGCUCAUUGGAAGCUCAAUUUCCAAACUAGGCAAACUCGAGACGCGGGAGGUCGGGUUAGCGCUCAAGAGUUACGUGGGGGAGAGGAGGUGGAGGGCGGCGACGUUGAUCACGGCGUCGUUUGUGUCGGGUUGGGUUUCACAGGAUGGGUCUAGUUGGUGGAUGAGGUUCCUAAGGGACGUCUUCUAUAAAUUUAUACUGGGAAGAGCCUUUAGUGCUAGUAGGUACGACUGCGGCAAGCUUUGCUAA